CCGUUUGGCCGUUACCGCCACCACGCAACGGAGAAUCAAAAAGCAGCUCCUCCCAGAGUUCGCCAUUGGCACGCUUUCUUCAACAUUUCAUUUGCCUUCUCAUCUCUCUCGUCCUUCGCAAAAUUUGCGAAAAGCUUUGAAAUUCCAAUGGAAUCGGCCAUUUCGUCUCCGCUUUCCACGUCGUCUCAUAUGCUACCUUCGCCUUCCCGUUCAUCGCUUGGCUCCAGAUCUCAUUCUUUCCCGUCACUUCCAAACCUCCGGUAUCCGAGUUUCAAAUCCAGAUGCUUCCUCGGAAUUCCGUUCCGUUCGCGCCAAACCCAGCCAAUCCGAUGUCAAAGUUCUAAUCAACAACCAGCUAAAGACGACGGCUUUGUCAUCGAAGACGUUCCUCACUUGACUGAUUUUCUCUCUAAUUUACCGUCGUAUCCAAAUCCAUUGAAACAGAGCCAAGCUUAUGCUGUUGUCAAGCAAACUUUUGUAAGCACAGACGAUGUGGUUGCGCAGAAAGUGAGUGAUCCCUUUCCACGCUUCCGAAAAAGAGAGAAGAAAGUUGUUGUUCAAAAGGAUGAUCCCAGAGGGGUACAUUUUCGACGCGCAGGACCUCGGGAAAAGGUUUAUUUCAAGUCAGAUGAAGUGCGUGCUUGCAUAGUGACAUGUGGGGGUUUAUGCCCAGGGAUCAAUACUGUGAUUCGAGAAAUUGUAUGUGGUUUGAACUACAUGUAUGGUGUGGAAGAUAUACUUGGAAUUGAGGGAGGAUAUAGAGGCUUUUAUUCUAAAAAUACAUUGAGGUUGACACCAAAAGUUGUCAAUGAUAUCCACAAGCGUGGUGGGACCUUUCUUCGAACUUCACGAGGAGGUCAUGAUACAAACAAGAUAGUUGAUAACAUACAGGACCGAGGAAUAAAUCAGGUGUACAUAAUUGGAGGUGAUGGCACCCAAAAAGGAGCAGCUCUAAUUUACAAGGAAGUUGAGAAACGUGGUCUUCAAGUGGCAGUUGCUGGGAUCCCUAAGACAAUUGAUAAUGAUAUCGCUGUGAUAGACAAAUCCUUUGGUUUUGAUACUGCUGUUGAAGAAGCUCAGAGAGCUAUUAAUGCUGCACAUGUGGAGGUUGAAAGUGUGGAAAAUGGAGUUGGAAUUGUCAAACUCAUGGGCAGAUACAGUGGUUUCAUUGCUUUAUAUGCAACUUUGGCAAGUCGAGAUGUGGAUUGUUGCUUGGUUCCAGAAUCUCCAUUCUAUUUGGAAGGUCGGGGUGGGCUUUUUGAAUUUGUUGAAGAGCGGCUUAAAGAAAAUGGACAUGUGGUUAUUGUGUUAGCAGAAGGAGCAGGGCAGGAAUACGUUGCACAGGAAAUGCAAGCGGUUGAUGGGAAAGAUGCAUCAGGAAAUAAGCUACUCCUAGAUGUUGGCCUAUGGCUGACCGAAAAGAUUAAGGAUCAUUUUACAAAAGUUCAGAAGAUGGCAAUAAAUACGAAAUAUAUAGAUCCAACAUAUAUGAUUCGUGCUAUCCCAAGUAAUGCAUCAGACAAUAUAUACUGCACUCUUCUUGCUCAGAGUGCUGUUCAUGGGGCCAUGGCAGGAUUCAGUGGUUUCACAGUUGGGCCUGUAAACAGUAGACAUGCUUAUAUUCCCAUUUCUCGUGUGACAGAGACGCAAAACACAGUGAACUUGACAGAUAGGAUGUGGGCUAGACUUCUUGCAUCGACGAACCAGCCUAGUUUCUUGGAAGGCAAUGAACUGCAUGAAAGAGUUGAUAAAGAGGAUGUUGAUGUGAUCAACCACAACAUGAGAGCUACUUCCAUAUAAAUUUAUGGAGCUGAGGUCGCAGUUAUUUUCAAGUGGACACCACAACUUUGUUUCUUGGAAUUAUGCCAACAGGGUCUUACCAUUCUUAAAAGGUUUUACACCAACCACUUUCCAAGGUGACGUGACUUAGGCCUUGCUUUUAUUACACUUUUCUCUUUGAAAAAUGAAAUAAAAUAAAGCAAACAGAAAGAUUGGACAUGGAGGAUGAGAAAGAGAUGAGAGAAGUGAGGAAAUGAGGAAAUGAAAGAGGUGGGGACAACAGUUAGAAUAAAAACUUAGACAGUACAACAAAACCCAGAUAAUAUCUUAGGCUUUAUAUUCUGAAUAUCAAUUUAUGAACGAUCACCCGUUGGGAAGAUUAGGUUUUAUGCUGCAAAAGAUUUUUUGUUAUAUAGGUUACACUACUGAUAAUUUGUUUGUAAAACAAUGUCAUUAUGCUGUUAAUGGAUUCAACUUUGGCAUCAUCAUCAUCA
Molecule: messenger RNA, 2273 nt
Organism: Prunus avium (sweet cherry)
Lineage: Eukaryota; Viridiplantae; Streptophyta; Magnoliopsida; Rosales; Rosaceae
Gene: PFK4
Product: phosphofructokinase 4
Biological process (GO): fructose 6-phosphate metabolic process; glycolytic process
Molecular function (GO): ATP binding; 6-phosphofructokinase activity
Source: RefSeq, a predicted model, not a curated record